UAUUAUUUGGCAGGAUGUGCAAAGUCGGUGAAAGGAGGGAGUAUAAUAUUGCUUUCGAUUGAAAAGCUAUAAAUCGGGUUCGGUUUACUAGAGGCAUCUCUUCUUCUUCUUCUUCUUCUUCUUCUAUCUCCUUAUAUACCAAAAUCAACACUGUUACUUUAAUUCCAGAUAAUACUAUGAAGCAUUCAAAGGAUCCCUUUGAAGCUGCCAUUGAGGAAGAGGAGGUAUCACCCCCUGAAUCUCCUGUUGGCCUUGAUGAGAAUGAAACUGAAGACCAAGCUGCACUUAAUGUUAGUGCCCAUGGAGGUGAUGAUGCUAAUAUCAAUCCUGGUCCUGAAAAUCGUUUGACAUCUAGGAAUGUACCAAUUUCUGCUGGUACAGCUGGUCCAAGUAGUAGUAAAAUCAAAGAGGAAGAUGAGGAGGAAGAGGAAGAAAACAUGGAUGUGCAGUUAGGAAAGUUUGCAUCAAGCAGUGAUCCCGAUAAACUGUCGAAGAUGCAGUCUAUAUUGUCCCAAUUCACAGAGGAGCAAAUGAGUAGGUAUGAGUCGUUUCGUAGGUCUGGAUUUCAGAAAUCUAACAUGAAGCGGUUACUGACCAGUAUCACUGGAAAUUCAAAGAUAUCUAUCCCAAUGACGAUUGUGGUGUCUGGUAUAGCAAAAUUGUUUGUUGGUGAGCUUGUUGAAACAGCUAGAAUGGUGAUGGCUGAGAGAAAGGAUACAGGGCCAAUCAGGCCGUGUCACAUGAGAGAAGCAUAUAGAAGGCUAAAACUUGAAGGCAAGAUUCCAAAAGGAUCAGUGCCAAGGCUUUUCCGUUAGCCAACCAUGAAAGCUACUUGUGCUAUUAUUUCAGGCCAUGUAAACAUAGCUGGGCUAGAGAGCUUUGGAAGGUAUGCCAAUGCUUUUGGAUUGCCUGUUUAAAUCUGGGGAACCUCUUCCUUACGCACUUCCUUCAGAAGGACGUUAUUAGUUAUGCUACCCCCUAUUCCGGAACCCACAAAUGGAGAAAGAGAAAGGGAUAUUCUUGAGCAUCUUGGCUAAAACGUUACAACAUUGUUUUAUUUUGUAGGCAGAAUGUGCUGUGUGCGCGAAUAGAUGAUUAGUUCCUUGAGUGAAGCAGACAAUCUCUCCAAUACUUCUAUAGAGUGUUUGUCUUCUUGGUCUCUAUUGUGCAUAAAUUACUAAUAUUUUGGAUGUCCAAGCCCUUGGCAUCAUCAAUGGAUGAACUAAUCAGUAGUAUAUUGAACUUUUGAUGCACUCAAAAUAGAUACAAA
This is a messenger RNA of Lycium ferocissimum, 1270 nucleotides long. Its product is annotated as transcription initiation factor TFIID subunit 11-like. NCBI's taxonomy places the organism in Eukaryota, Viridiplantae, Streptophyta, Magnoliopsida, Solanales, Solanaceae. Bases 177 to 815 code for a protein of 212 amino acids. Gene Ontology annotation, cellular component: transcription factor TFIID complex; nucleus. Gene Ontology annotation, biological process: RNA polymerase II preinitiation complex assembly; transcription initiation at RNA polymerase II promoter. Gene Ontology annotation, molecular function: protein heterodimerization activity; transcription coactivator activity. The record is from RefSeq and is a predicted model, not a curated record. The transcript has 6 exons.